This is a messenger RNA of Rhizoctonia solani, 1098 nucleotides long. RefSeq names its product protein phosphatase 2C. The record is from RefSeq and is a predicted model, not a curated record. Gene Ontology annotation, molecular function: cation binding; protein serine/threonine phosphatase activity. The transcript is spliced from 7 exons. Gene Ontology annotation, biological process: protein dephosphorylation. Bases 1 to 1098 code for a protein of 365 amino acids. NCBI's taxonomy places the organism in Eukaryota, Fungi, Basidiomycota, Agaricomycetes, Cantharellales, Ceratobasidiaceae.
AUGGUUGGCGCCGACGUCCAUACGGUGGCCAUCGCAUUGCUCGUCACGGUCAUGUUCGCCGCGCUCGAACGGCUCUGGCAUCGCCACCGAUUCCGUGCAGAUAACCCCAAGUACCAAUCCAAGUCCCACCCUAUACUCGCUGCUGCCGAUAUGCUGAGCUCACGAGAUCCGGUCGAGAGUCCAGAUGCCAAGUCACAGGCUGUGACCACUGCUGCCGGGCCCAGCACCAACGGAGCAUUGAACCAACACUCGGCUGCACCCUACGGCUAUGAAGUCGGUGUAGCCCACGACCGCGGCCAGAGACGCACCAUGGAGGAUGCUUAUUCAUUUAUCGUCGAUUUUGGCAACGUCCGUGGCCAGGGCUAUUUCGCCAUCUUUGACGGCCAUGCAGGCAAACACGCUGCCGAGUGGUGUGGCCAGAACUUCCACAAGCUAUUCCUCGGAAAUCUCGCAGAGCACAACGAGCCUAUCCCCGAUAUCCUCAACCGCACCUUCCACGCCGUCGACAAGGAGCUGUCCGACAUUGCUGCCCAGGGCGCGACCCAUUCAGGAUGUACCGCCGUCACUGCGUUUUUGCGCCUCGAGGACGCCGAGGGAAAGCCCGUCAAAGACCCCCACGGACCGUGUCGCCGAGUGCUCUACACCGCCAACGCAGGCGACGCACGUGGUGUCCUCUGUCGGGGCGGGAAAGCCGUCCGGCUUACGUAUGACCACAAGGGCAGCGACAAGCAAGAAGCCAAACGCAUCGUCGAUGCCGGUGGAUUCGUCCUCAACAAUCGAGUCAACGGCAAGCGUUCUCCCUGUGUACUCGCCGUCACACGCUCGCUCGGCGACUCGGCCAUGAAAGAGUUCGUCGUGGGGAGUCCGUACACGACAGAAACCGAACUCUCGGAAGACGACGAGUUUGUCAUUCUCGCCUGCGAUGGGCUCUGGGAUGUGGCAGACGACCAAGCCGCAGUCGAUAUCGUCCGCAAAGCCGCCCCCAACUCGGCCCAAGACGCCGCCAAGACCUUGCUCGAGCACGCGCUUUCCAGCUUCUCGAUGGACAACGUGAGCGUCUUGGUCGUUCGGUUCUUGCCCGUCGGAGCGUCCAAAUAG